UCUCUUCGUCAGCCGGCGGGCGCGGCUGCGCUCUGCGAUUGGCGGAGAGGCGCAUCACUCCGCCGCGGCGAGGACCGUACUUCCGCCUCGGUGUCAGCGGUGCUGGGGUGGGAGGGUGUUGUGGCGGGGCCGUCGCGGGAGCGCGGUGUCAGAGCUCCUGAAAGGGAGACAAGCAAGAUGGGGAAAAUAGCAGGAAAAAGGCUUUUUUUUUUUAAAUAACAUGCCACCAGAACUUCUGCAUGGUAACAAAGAUCUUCUACAGCAGCUGGGUAUUUGCAAAAGAAGACUUGGACAGCACACAGAUACUUCAUCUCUAAAUCAAGUCCAACGAUGCAUUAGAGGAAGCUGGAGUGGCUGCACAGCGAUUUCACACUGAAGGAUGAAUAGUGAAGAAGAGUUUUAUGAUGCCGUUACGGGCUUUGAUUCUGACAAUUCUUCAGGAGACUUUUCAGAAGCAAAUCAUAAAGUUGCAGAAAUGCUUGAUCUAGAUCCACACCAAAGCGAUAGGACUGGGAAGCAUAACGGAGAGACAGAGAUCCAAGAAAAUGGAAUUAAGAGACACAGGACGUCGUUACCUGCCCCAAUGUUUUCUAGGAAUGAUUUUAGUGUGUGGAGCAUACUAAAAAAAUGCAUUGGACUGGAGCUAUCUAAAAUUACAAUGCCCAUUGUUUUCAACGAGCCAUUGAGUUUCCUUCAACGGAUAACAGAAUAUAUGGAACAUAUAUACCUCAUAAAUAAGGCUUGUAGUCAUGCAGACCCCCUGGAAAGAAUGCAGGCUGUAGCUGCCUUUGCAGUUUCUGCUGUAGCUUCUCAGUGGGAGAGAACUGGCAAACCAUUCAACCCACUCUUAGGAGAAACCUAUGAAUUAACCAGGGAGGAUUUAGGGUUUAGGUUUAUAUCUGAACAAGUCAGCCACCACCCACCUAUUAGUGCGUUUUAUUCUGAAGGCCUCAAUAAGGAUUUCAUUUUUCAUGGAUCAAUCUAUCCCAAACUAAAAUUCUGGGGAAAGAGUAUAGAAGCAGAGCCCCGGGGAACAAUUACUUUGGAGCUUCUGAAACAUAAUGAAGCUUACACAUGGACGAACCCAACCUGUUGUGUACAUAAUGUAAUUAUUGGUAAACUGUGGUUAGAACAGUACGGAACAGUAGAGAUUGUGAAUCACAGCACUGGAGAUAAAUGUGUCCUUAAUUUUAAACCAUGUGGACUGUUUGGGAAAGAGCUUCACAGAGUAGAGGGACACAUUCAGGACAAAAACAGAAAGAAGCUGUGUGUGAUCUAUGGCAAGUGGACAGAAUGCUUGUGGUGCACUGACCCCACUACGUAUGAGACAUACAAAAAGAAUGAGAAGAGAGGUGGUGAGCAGAAGAAACCAAAGCCGAGUGAAGAUGUUAUUAAAUCUGAAAAUGAUGAGGCUGAUGAUAUGCCAGAGGUUCAAGACACGGUGCAGUUCAUACCAGGCAGUAAAUUACUUUGGAGAAUAAACUGUAGGCCACCAAACUCCUCGCAGAUGUACAAUUUCACCAGUUUUGCAGUGAGCCUCAAUGAGCUGGAGAAGGGCAUGGAAGCGAUCUUGGCUCCCACUGACUGCCGGCUCCGUCCAGACAUCAGAAACAUGGAAAACGGGAACAUGGAUGUGGCUAGCAAAGAAAAGGAGAGACUAGAGGAGAAACAGCGAGCUGCUCGCAAGGAGCGUGCGAAGGAUGAGGUGGAGUGGCACACACGAUGGUUUCAUCAAGGCACUAACCCCUACACCGGGACUUCAGACUGGCUGUACUCAGGUGGCUAUUUUGAUAGGAAUUUCUCAGACUGCCCAGACAUAUACUGAAAUUACAGAACCAAUCGCUCAUCUCAUCUGGACAUCCAGCUCCUAGAUUUCGUUCCAAGCCAGUCACUGGUUUUGUUGAUAGCAAAAACCAGCUUUUCUAAGUCAAUUUUAACACAGUCUAUGGGUCAACAAUCAAGGAUUUCAUUAGCACUAAUGUUGGAUUGCCAAAUAUUGAGAUACUGUUGCAUUCUGUCCAUAAAGCUGCACCUGAAAUCAUCAUAUUUUCACUAAUUUUCAAAGGCACCUUUUGGUUCUUCAUUUCCCCCCCUAGUUUCUUUGUCAGGAAGAUUCGCUGUACCCAGUAGAGCACAUAACAUCCUUGAGAACUACGUAACUUAAAUAAAAUAGAGAUAAUAUCCUUGUUACUUAGUACAAUAGUGAAGAAUCGGAAGGUUUUUGGAACUCGGAGCAGGGAUGAAAAGCAUGGUACCAGCAGGAUCAAAUCUAGUGCUGUGGAUGCUCCCUGUGAAGAGAUGCAUGUGAGCUCCCAUAUGGUAUGUAGCACUACGGGGGGACCAGCGCCUGGCCCCUCGGUAUGAUUCAAUAAUGGAUUGACUCGGGGAAACGAAACCCAACCUGAGCUUCCCAACGUGUAGUUGUCUGUUACAGAGUCUUCACAACUUUGGGACACUGUGAGCAUUAAACUGUAUACCUGUGAUAAACCUACAUAAAGCAUACGUUAAAGAGCAGGGAAGGGUGCAUUAAAAACUGUGCUUUUUCUGAAGUCAAAUGCUGUUCUAAAACUACCAGAAGCUUUGGAAGCAAUUGCAGGAAUGUCGAGGUGGUUACAGUGUAAAAUAUAUUGCUUGCUACCACUUGGAGGCUUAAAUCUUCUGCACUACCUUUGGCAGCUUUGGCGCUAUGUAUGCUUCUAGGCUAAACUCUUUGGAAGCACUUUGGUGUCUGUAGCCACACAGGUUCAUAUUCUGGGGACGUUUUGGUUUGCAUGUUGUUCAUUAUUAGGUCAUGUCUGGUUUGUAUGUUGUGAAAAAGCAGAAAUCAAGCUUUGGCAGAGUUCUACCUAUUACAAGUUUUCUGUGAGCACGUGAUGUCAAUAAGUCAGGUUUCUUUUGUUCCAUGUCAAACCAUCAAAGCCAUAUAACCCUAGAAAGGAUGACUGGAUUGACGUAUUCAUUGUCGUUCAAGUGAGAACACUUGGGGAGGGGCGAGGGGGGAGAGAGGCUGGAAAAAGGAAGUCCAGUCAUUAAAGCUAAUCCUGAUGUUGCUGCUGCUUUUA
Messenger RNA from Pezoporus flaviventris, 3062 nucleotides. RefSeq names its product oxysterol binding protein like 2 (gene OSBPL2). Gene Ontology annotation, molecular function: cholesterol binding. The transcript is spliced from 15 exons. The record is from RefSeq and is a predicted model, not a curated record. NCBI's taxonomy places the organism in Eukaryota, Metazoa, Chordata, Aves, Psittaciformes, Psittacidae. Bases 380 to 1825 code for a protein of 481 amino acids. Gene Ontology annotation, cellular component: cytosol; membrane; intracellular membrane-bounded organelle.